AUGUUUGUCAAAAUGUACAUUGUCAAGAUGGCUAUGAAUGUCGGGAAGUUUGUGGAAUUGCCAAAUGUUUCCCUUGCGGUUCACCAAUCACAACAACCACAACACCAACUACUACUACUGCGUCGCAUACCUCUGGUUCGUAUGACCCUUGCAACAAUGUUCCAUGUCCAAGUGGAACAGUCUGUGCCGUGGUCCAUUCCAUCGACUACGACCACAGCCGUGAUUACCCAACAAAUUAGUACAGUGGCCUCUACCACAGUGUCCACCGCGUCCACUACGACAGUCAGUACUGUUUCCACUGUUGCCUCCACUGUUGCACAGGUAACUACUGCCCCCGUAACUGCCAGCACAACAGUGUCAACGACUGUGACUACAACCGCUUCCACAACUAGCCCAGCUUCGACAAUCACUCAAACUACCAUUGCUUCUACCAUUGUGACCACCACUUCCAGUCCAACCACGACAGCCUCGACCACCGUGACCACCACUGCAUCCACAACUAGCCCAGCGUCAACCAUCACUCAGACCACAACGGCCACAACAACAGUAUCCAUCACUUCCACGCCUACCCCAACUCCAACCACUAUUGCCUCGACCACCAUGACCACCACGGCGUCCACUACAAGCCCUGCAUCAACCAUCACUCAGACCACUACGGCCACAACUACUGUCUCAAUCACUUCCACGCCUACCAACCCCAACCACCAUAGCUUCCACAACCGCUUCCUCAACUACUGCCACCACCUUGACCACUACCGCGUCUACAACUACCCCUGA
Molecule: messenger RNA, 777 nt
Organism: Acytostelium subglobosum LB1
Lineage: Eukaryota; Evosea; Eumycetozoa; Acytosteliales; Acytosteliaceae
Exons: 1
Coding region: 1-777 (258 amino acids)
Source: RefSeq, a predicted model, not a curated record